Molecule: messenger RNA, 6553 nt
Organism: Anastrepha obliqua
Lineage: Eukaryota; Metazoa; Arthropoda; Insecta; Diptera; Tephritidae
Gene: brat
Product: brain tumor protein
Exons: 4
Coding region: 727-3795 (1022 amino acids)
Biological process (GO): negative regulation of translation
Molecular function (GO): mRNA 3'-UTR binding; protein binding; translation repressor activity
Source: RefSeq, a predicted model, not a curated record
UGAAUGUUUCGGUUCUAUUCCUCUUUCAGUUUUGUUUAGUGGCUGUUGCAGUUAAAUCCAUAAAUAUAACAAAUAUUAACGCGCGUGGCACUAUUUUACAGCAAUUUCGUGAAUUAUAUUUAAUGAAAAGUGUAAAAUUUCUAAACAGUAUGACUAAAUAUUAAAAAUUAAGACAUUGCAUGUCGAUUUAAAGAAAAUUACAAAAUUUGAGAAUAAAGAACUGUUAAAAAGUGCUGAGUAUAAAGAUUUUGUUCUAGUAUUCUUCGUCUUUGCGUCAUACACUCAGUAGACGAGAGAAUUCGCUAAAAGCGACGCGAGUAGUAAUCGCCCUGCCUUGUGUGCUACUUCGUCUGUUCCAACUCAAACAACUGCAAAAUACAGCGGAUGGUAGGCAUUGCUGGCGCGGCACACGUUUAUUUCAUACAUUUCUAAUUGUAGCCAAAGGUGGCUGCCCUAUAGCCAUCUUUCCUAGAAGUCAAAUAUACGUUGAUAUGGUCGUAUUGAAGUUCUCAGUUUUUAAAAAUGAUGACUACAUUUUUACUAAAGUGGAAAAUAAAUUGAACCUUGAUUAAACGCAAUAACUGUGUAAAUAUAUACGGAAAGGCUAUCACGCUAUAUUUACAUACAAAUAUUGUAAGCUAGAAGUUAUUUGGUCAUACGCAAGCAGAUAAAAUUCAUUUACAAGGAUUAAAAAAGCAAUAUUGGUCAAUUAGCUAUCCUGCUAAAAUGGCCACUUCUCCCACUCCCUCAUUGGACUCCAUUCGUGGCUCUAAUUCUAUAGAAUCUUACGGCGAACACACAGGAUAUUUAUCAGACUCUCCGCUUACAUUGAGCGGCUCUUCGCCACCCGUCAGUGACUCAGCUAUUUGUGACGAAUUUACAAGUACAGGAUCGGGAAGCAAUCAACAUCAUCCUAUAUCUGCUUCAGUAUCAUCAUCAUCAUCAUCGUCUAGUAGUGGUUUAAGUGGUUGUGGUAGUACAAGCAGCGCCAAUAGUAAUAAAAGUUGCAAUAAUAUUGGUAACGGUGGUGGUGGAGGAGGGGGGCCUGGUGGUGUUGUUGGAUGUAACAACAGUAGUAAUGGCCCUGGUGUUAUCGGCAGCAAUUUGAAUGGGAAAGGAAGCCCAUGCAAGAAUUUACUUUCGACCAGUAGUAUCGUAAGCGUAUCUACAGCUAAUGGCGGCGCCGUGCCGCGUUGCACCGCUUGCAAGAGCAAACAAUCGGAUGCUGUGGCGAGAUGUUAUGAAUGCAUAAGUUAUCUUUGCGCCAAUUGCGUUACAGCUCAUCAGUUUAUGCACUGUUUUAAUGGUCAUAAUGUUUCACUUAUUAAAGGCUUCGAUACAACUACAAAUAAUGUUACCACCGCAUCAACUACUCCAACAUCAUCGUCCACUUCUACAAAUCUAACUGUCCCUACGUCCUGCAAUCUGGUCACAGCCGACAUAAAAUUAUCUAGUUCUCUUACUAUGAUGUUACAACAACAACAACAACAACAACAGCAGCUACAACAACAACAACAAAUAUCUAAAUCAUUUUCACAGCUCUCUAAAAUGGUAUUAAAUUCGCAUGUCGUGGCUACAAGUAGCGCAUCUCUAUUGGGUGGUGACAAUGGCGAGCAUCUGGAGAAUAGCAGCAAUAGUAGUACCCUUUGUGGUAGCGAUGAUCUAUUUGGCAAUCUGAUGCCACAACUACGUUCCACAUCCUUUUGUCGCCGACAUAAAAAUGAACCACUGAAAUAUAAUUGCCGCACAUGUGGCAAGGUUAUUUGUAAUGAAUGUGCACUGCAAGAACACCCCGCUGGCUUGCAUGAGACGGAGCUUCUACAAGAGCAUCAACUAUCGACAAUUUGUCCCUCAAAUUCGUCAGCAUCACCUUCCUCGUUCAAUCCUCAACAACAAACUACGUCCGAAUCGGUGUUGCAAACAGUUUUGAGCGAACUGCGGGGUAAGAUUGCCGAAAUUGUAUCACUUGUCAGUAGUAAUUCGGAUAAUAAUUCAAGUAAAAUAAAAAUGCAGUACCAGAAGGCACACAAUGAGGUCAAUGAGACUUAUCAAUUUUUCUGUUCGAUGCUCGAUGAACGUAAACAGGAGGUAUUGAAGGAACUAGAGAGCUUAUAUAAUAGUAAAGUUGCUUCGAGCAGUGUUUCGUUGCAACGCUCUAAGGAACUCAUCGAGAAAGCUAUGCACAUGUGCGAUAGUGUGGAACGUUCACCGAAAACACACAGCGUUGCCGACGUUUUAAUGAUGAGAAAAAUGUUCGAACAGCAAUUGCAAACAGCAUUAAUGGAUAUGCAAUCGCCACUCGAAUUAGAAUUUAUCUCAAAUUACCAAUCCAUACAAGCCGGUGUGCGCAACACUUUUGGUUACAUUAGACCAGGCAAUUCUGAAUCAGUUGGUGCUGUCACAAUGAGUGGUCAAGUUGUGAAGCAGCCUCCUAUUGCCAGACCAACUCAAAGCUCAUCCAAUAGUAAUAGCAACAACAGCGGUCUUAGUGGUGUUGGUUCAAAUCAUUUGCCACUUAGCUUGGGUUUGUCGGCCAGUUUGCUUGAAAACACAUACAACAGUGUCGUGGUUGGUGGUGUCAAUGUUGUAGGUGGCAUGCUUGGACGUAGCGGUAAUCAUAAUAUGAUUGGUAAUGGCGGCGCCGUCAACGCCAAUAACAAUACAACUUUUGAGGAGUUGAUGGCUAAACGAUACCAUAACCAUUCAACUGGUGUCAACGGCGUCAUCGGAUCUUAUGUUAGUGUUAAUCCUUAUGAAAAAUGGAGCAACGGUGGCAGCGACAAUCUUUUCUCGUCGUCAGAUCAUUUUUCAAGUGCACACCUUCUCAACUCCUUGACAAGCAAUGUGGGCUCUGCUACAGCCGGCAGCGCACUUAGUACACUCAGUGUACAAGGUACUAACGCAUCAUCCGACUCACUAAUCGAUAUGACUUCAAAACUGCUCUCUACCUCCACCUAUCCACCUAAGUCACAAAUCAAACGCCAAAAAAUGAUUUAUCACUGUAAGUUUGGCGAAUUCGGCGUCAUGGAGGGUCAGUUUACCGAACCCAGUGGCGUAGCAGUAAAUGCUCAAAAUGACAUAAUUGUUGCAGACACAAACAACCAUCGCAUACAAAUUUUUGAUAAGGAGGGCAGAUUUAAAUUCCAAUUUGGUGAAUGUGGUAAACGCGACUCUCAAUUAUUAUACCCUAAUCGUGUCGCUGUAGUGCGUAACUCUGGCGAUAUAAUUGUCACUGAACGAUCGCCAACCCAUCAAAUUCAAAUCUAUAAUCAGUACGGACAAUUUGUACGCAAGUUCGGUGCUAAUAUACUGCAGCAUCCACGUGGCGUAACUGUUGACAACAAAGGCCGCAUUAUAGUCGUUGAAUGUAAAGUGAUGCGCGUAAUUAUAUUCGAUCAGAAUGGAAAUGUAAUUCACAAGUUUGGCUGCAGCAAGCAUUUAGAGUUUCCGAAUGGUGUUGUGGUGAAUGACAAGCAAGAGAUAUUCAUAAGCGAUAAUCGUGCACAUUGCGUUAAAGUUUUCAACUAUGAAGGUCAGUAUUUGCGGCAGAUUGGCGGCGAAGGCGUUACCAACUAUCCAAUCGGCGUGGGCAUUAAUGCGAAUGGCGAAAUCUUAAUAGCUGACAAUCACAACAACUUUAAUUUGACGAUCUUCACACAGGAAGGGCAGUUGGUUAGCGCAUUGGAAUCGAAGGUGAAGCAUGCACAAUGCUUUGAUGUGGCGCUCAUGGACGACGGCAGUGUGGUGUUGGCUAGCAAAGAUUACCGUCUAUACAUCUACAGUUGUAACAUUUAGACUGUUCUACAUUAAAUAUAUAAAAGGAAAUACAAGACAAACUUAACGAAAUAUGAAAAAUAUAAAACAGCGUCGAGUGAAGUAAAAUUAAAAAGGGGAAGAAAUUAAAAAACAAAAACAAAAAACACUUAAAGCGAAACAAGUUUUUUAAGAACUUAUGAAGAGUGACUCAUUUAGGGAAUUUUUAAAACCAAAAUCUUGAAAUUUAAAAUUACACACCCGCAUUUCGGCACACUUACUUAUCCACUGCAAAUCCAAAAUUUAAACGUUGUAAGUGCAGGUGUGUGUGUGUGUAACUCCAAUGUUUCGCUGCGAUGUUUUCUAAUACAACGGUUUAGAAUGUAAUUGUUUUUUUAUUAUUAUUAAAAUGUAUGUAUCUACCAAUUUUAUGGUCGCGCAAUUAUUUUUAUGCUAUCUAGCAAAAGUUGGCUUUUUAUAUUUCUCCUGCCGAAACGAAUAAAGAGUUUAUAAAAUAAAAAUAAAAAAAUAAAAAAUUAAAAAAAAAAAUAUUAAUAUUUUUGUAUGCAUUUGUAAGAUUGAUGUUUACUCUUGUAGCUUAUAAGUAAAUAUUGAGAAAAGAAAUCAAUAGAGUGAACGUAAAACCUAAAAUGUUUAAAUGUAAUUGUUGGCUUUUAUAUAUAUCAUUACUUCAUAAGUAUAUACAUAUAAAAAGAAAUAUGGAAAUACCGACCAAUAGACUCAUAAAUGCCUAUGUUUCUACUAAUAGUUUUAGGUGAGAUUGCCGAUAAACUACCUAAAACAUAUACAUAUAUACAUACAUACCUACAUACAUUUUUCGAUUUAUAAAAAUAUCGAAUACUACAAAAAUGCGUUGGAAAAAUACCAUUAACAAUAGAUGGGAAAUAUACGAAAGUAAACACUAAUGAAUUGAUUGACUGCCCUAUUGUUCGACACCUUAUUAUGAGCUAUUAUUAUUAUUAUUCCACGCUACUCUCCCGCCCGUAUACCGAACACGACGACACAUUCGGGUUGCAAGUCGUGUCGGUACUAUUUGUUUUUUUGUGCUAUGAUCAUUAUUCCAUUGAUUUAUUGAACUUUGUACCUUUAAAUACUUCCUUCCCUUAAUCACAUUCAUGAGGGAUAUCUGAAUCUUGAAUCUCCAAUGAUCUCAUUAAAUUCAAUCUUAAUAUAAGAAAAGCAAGUACUUUUCCACGCCGUGGAAAAUCGUCUUCCUUUCUAAACUUGAAUACAUCAUGGAAUUCGGGAUGAAUGUGGUAAAAACAAGUACUGGUUCUAGCAUCCAUAUAAUUUAACUUCUAUCUCUUGAAGUUGUAACUUUUUCUUCACAAAAUUUGCGUUCCAAUCUAUCAAAUAUAUCGCAUUGUCUUGUCAAUUUUACCAGUCCGUACUUUAAACAUAUUUUUUUUUGCAAUUGGAUUAUAUUGGACCUACCUUCCAAUAAUAUAUGUCUGUAGGUUUCAUCUUCUCCCAUGUUAUUGAAGUCUUGUUUUGUAAAAGUUCUCCUAAAAGACCCAGAAUUAUUAUUAUUAUUACAUAAAAUACUAAAACAGCUCUCUUGGUAUUUAAAUAGUAGCAUGUGUGAAUAGUAAUGUAAUGAAAUUAAAAUUUGUAAUGAUUAGAUGAUAAAAACAAAACCAUAUAGCACUAUCCGUUUCUAAGCUUGUACGUACAUAUACAACGUAAAUAAGUACAUACAUACGCACUAAGUACAUACUUGCUUACAGAUUUACAAAUAUAGUUGUUUUUUAUUAUGAUUAUUAAUUAUUGUAAAUCACCAUUAUGUGUAACGCCGCCGGUGUGUCCGGUUCACGGCCCUCCGCUGAUGCUGUUUAUCCAAAAUUCUCAAAUAUCGUUGCCUAUUUUAUUUCGAAUUUCUCUAUUGAAUUUAAUAUUAUUAUUAAACUUUAGUUAGUGGUUUUACAAUAAGUAAAUUACGCUGGUAUUUUUGUUGGGGUUAAAUAAUUUAUAUAUGGCAUAAUAAGAAAAAUUUCAUUGUAGCUCUUCUAUAUACAUACAAAUGUAUGAGUUGUGUUAUUUUUUUUAUAGAAACGCUCCUAUUAGUUUAUAAACUUAAAUGAAUUGUUCUAACCUUUAGAAUUAUUUAUUAAUUCAUUUAUAUCGCGAAACAGAUCAGCAUGCGAAAUGUUAACGCAAAAGAAGUAAAUAUAAGUAUAAUUUAAAUUAUUAAUCAAUUUUAAUAUUGCUUUGUUAAAAACAAAAUAAUUAGAACAUGGAGGAUAUGAGAAUCCGGCAAAAAAGAAUUAUAACUUAAAAUUAGUAGUGCAUUAUAUUUUUCUACUCCUGCAUAAAAUAAUGUAUUGUAUUUGUGAAAAUAGAAAAAAAAAUAAGGAGAUAAUUCUGCUGAACAAACAGAAUUUUCACAGGCAUGAUGAUGUUUUCGCCAGUAAUGCACUGAUUGUGUUUAAAAUAUAAGAUAUAAAUCGUUAAUACCUACUUCCUUUCCCUUCGCUUCAUUUCCCUUCCCUUCCCUAUAUUACAUAUAUUCAAUAUAAUUUGUAUUACCAUUCGGGUAUUAUUGCUAAGUUUAACUCACUAUCCAUCAUAUUUGUUGUAUCCUAUUUUGAAGUGUUCUCAAAUAUCUACAUAAAUGUAAAACAUUGUUUAUCUUAAUAAUGUUUUAUUGUGCAUUUGUAUUUGCAUUUAAAAAAUUACAAUGUUAAAACUAAAAAAGCAUCAAGUAUGAUUUACAAUGAAAAAUUGAAAUGUGUUAAUAAGCAAAGUUUUUAUAUCAAGUAUUUUUAUGCAAUCUAUAUUU